AUGAAGAUGAUUUGGUGGAAGAAGCCCUGCCGGCAGCAUUACCUGUGGGCCCUGGGCUGCUAUGUGCUGCUGGCUGUUGUUGCCCUGAGAUUUUCUCUUAGAUUGAAAUGUGACUUUGACUCCCUGGAUCUGGAGUCCAGAGAUUUUCGAAGCCAGCACUGUAGGGACAUCUUGUACCAGUCGCUGAAGCUGCCAGCAAAGAGAUCCAUCAACUGUUCUAGGAUCAUCCGAGGGGACUGGCAAGCAGUGUCGGAGGCUCUCCUGGACAACCUGGAGGUCAAGAAGAAGCGGAAGCCUUUAACAGACACGGACUACCUUAACAUGACCCGAGACUGUGAGCACUUUAAGGCCAAAAGGAAGUUCAUACGGUUCCCUCUGAGCAAAGAAGAGUUAGACUUCCCAAUUGCAUACUCUAUGGUGGUCCAUGAGAAGAUAGAAAACUUUGAAAGACUGCUGCGAGCUUUGUAUGCUCCUCAGAACAUAUACUGUGUCCAUGUGGAUGAGAAAUCCCCAGAAACUUUCAAAGAGGCAGUCAAGGCGAUUAUUUCAUGCUUCCCAAAUGUCUUCAUAGCCAGUAAGUUGGUUCGGGUGGUUUAUGCCUCCUGGUCCAGGGUGCAGGCUGACCUGAACUGUAUGGAAGACUUGCUCCGGAGCUCAGUGCCAUGGAAAUACUUACUAAAUACAUGUGGGACAGACUUUCCUAUAAAGACCAAUGCGGAGAUAGUCCUGGCCCUCAAGAUGUUGAAUGGGAAGAAUAGUAUGGAGUCAGAAAAACCUACUGAGUACAAAAAGUCUCGCUGGAAAUAUCACUAUGAGGUGACAGACACAUUGUACAUAACCAACAAGAUGAAGGAUCCUCCUCCUGAGAAUAUACCUAUAUUCACAGGGAAUGCCUAUAUUGUGGCUUCUCGAGACUUCGUCCGACAUGUCUUAGAGAAUCCCAAGUCUCGAAGACUGAUUGAAUGGGUAAAGGACACCUAUAGCCCCGAUGAGCAUCUAUGGGCUACCCUUCAGCGUGCACCAUGGAUGCCUGGUUCUAUUCCUUACCAUCCCAAGUUUCACAUCUCAGACAUGAUAGCCAUUGCCAGGCUGGUCAAGUGGCAAAGCCAUGAAGGAGACAUCAGUAUGGGGGCACCUUAUGCCCCUUGCUCUGGAAUCCACCAGCGGUCUAUCUGUAUUUAUGGGAUUGGGGACCUGCACUGGAUUCUUCAAAACCAUCACCUGUUGGCCAACAAGUUUGACCCAAAGGUGGAUGACAAUGUUCUUCAGUGCUUAGAAGAGUACUUACGUUAUAAGGCCAUCUAUGGGACUGAACUCUGA
Molecule: messenger RNA, 1320 nt
Organism: Nyctereutes procyonoides (raccoon dog)
Lineage: Eukaryota; Metazoa; Chordata; Mammalia; Carnivora; Canidae
Gene: GCNT3
Product: glucosaminyl (N-acetyl) transferase 3, mucin type
Exons: 1
Coding region: 1-1320 (439 amino acids)
Cellular component (GO): membrane
Molecular function (GO): acetylglucosaminyltransferase activity
Source: RefSeq, a predicted model, not a curated record